Messenger RNA from Epinephelus lanceolatus (giant grouper), 1170 nucleotides. NCBI's taxonomy places the organism in Eukaryota, Metazoa, Chordata, Actinopteri, Perciformes, Serranidae. The record is from RefSeq and is a predicted model, not a curated record.
AGGAACGCAGACAUGGAUUCAAGUAAGUGCUUCUCUUAUUGUGUUCACCAGGUAGAGCUGGUUUUUGGGGAGUUUUCUCCUUAUCUGCUGUGAGGGUCUACAGACAGAGGCUUUUGUAUGUUGUAGUGAUUUUGGGUUGUAUAGAUGAAACUGACUUGACUGUAGAGGUGUACAUAAGGAAAUAUUUUUAAACGUAAACAUGUUUUUUUUUUUUUUUUUUCAUCUUAACUAAGAAUACUUGAUUGAAUCUACUCACUCAUUUAUUUAUCUAAUGUUAGCGUCAACAGAUUCUCUGGACUUAGUGAGCCCUUACCUGUUCAAGUACAAAAAGACAAACUUCCUGGUCAAGGACAAAUUGCGACCCACAGACAUUGAUGCUCUGAAGCAUGUUGAGACCCGUCCUACUGAUAUUUUCCUCAUCACAUAUCCCAAGUCAGGCACUACAUGGAUGCAGCAGGUCCUGGUCCAGGUCAUUAAUGCUGCACACCCUGAGUGGGCAGGAGAUGCCAGCAACAGGGCACUAGUUCCUCGGCUGGAGGGGAGAACUGUGGAUGACCCUUUCCGAGAAAGACCAGAUCCUCGAAUCUUUGGCUCACAUCUCCCUCCUGACUUGUUGCCCAAGGGAGUGAAAGACAAACAAAUCAAGGUUGUGUAUGUUUGGAGGAACCCCAAAGAUGUCCUGGUGUCCUUCUAUCACUUUGCCCACAGUUGGGUAUUGCUGGAAACACCUCACAGCUUUGAGGAUUUCUUUCAGCGGUUCCUGGAUGGUAAUGUUUACAUGGGAUCGUGGUUUGAUCAUGUGCGAGAAUAUCACAAAGCAAAAGAUCAACUGGACAUCCAUUACGUGCAGUAUGAGAACAUGUUGAAGGAUCUCAGAGGGGAAGUUGUGAAGCUUUGUGCUUUCCUGGGAAAAGACUUGACAGAUGAAGCCAUUGAUCAUGUUGUGGAGAUGUCCACCUUCGAAAACAUGAAGACAGACCCCAAAGCAAACUACAAGGACUUAACUGAAUCCAACCGCUACAUAAAGCAAACCAUGCGCAAAGGUAUAACAGGUGACUGGAAGAAUGUCUUCACAAUGGCUCAGAAUGAACUUUUUGACAAAGUGUUCAAGGAGAAGAUGAGCGACUUUCCUCUGACCUGCACCUGGGAGAUCAAACAGUAGCUCCUCUU